Molecule: messenger RNA, 3001 nt
Organism: Paramisgurnus dabryanus
Lineage: Eukaryota; Metazoa; Chordata; Actinopteri; Cypriniformes; Cobitidae
Product: multidrug and toxin extrusion protein 1-like
Biological process (GO): xenobiotic detoxification by transmembrane export across the plasma membrane
Cellular component (GO): membrane
Molecular function (GO): xenobiotic transmembrane transporter activity; antiporter activity
Source: RefSeq, a predicted model, not a curated record
UCAUCUAAUCAGUAAGCUUUUAAGAUGGUGAAACUUUGCCACAGUGACCCGAGAGAAGCACAGCUGCAGUUGAGGAGUCACUUCAGAUCAGGUCUAAGGACAUAAUGGACGUUUCAAGUCCCAGGACUGAAGCUGCGUCAAUGGCAUCCUCUUCCAGACUGUUUUGCUGUAAAUCCAUAAAGCGUUGCAUCCCUCUGCUAUAUAGAGAGGAGCUUUACCACAUCCUGUGCAUGACUGGACCAUUGGUCACGUCCCGCAUUCUGACUUUUCUUCUGCCAUUUGUAAUAACAAUGUUUUGUGGUCGUCUGGGAAACACUGUGCUGGCUGGUUAUGGGAUGGCUUCAGCUACAAUAAACAUCACAACAGCGGCUACAGGAGGAGGCCUGGCAUUAGCAGCUAAUACUCUGAUAUCUCAGACCUUUGGUGGGAAGAACAUGUUGCGUGUUGGUGUCAUCCUUCAGAGAAGCGUCUUGAUUCUCCUGCUUUUCUGUCUGCCCUGUUGGGCUUUACUCAUCAACACCCGUCCCAUUCUUCUUCUGCUGGGUCAGGACCCAGAGGUGGCCAGGAUAGCUCAACUCUAUGUGUUUUUUUACCUGCCAGCUGUUCCUGCUAUGUUUUUAUAUCUGCUGCAAGUCGCUUAUCUCCAAAAUCAGGGUGUGAUCUUGCCUCAGAUGUAUGCAGCCAUUGUGGCCAAUAUUGCCAAUGUUGGGACAAACUACAUCCUUCUUAACUGGUUGGACCUUGGAUUAUAUGGCUCUGCUGCUGCUAACAGCCUCUCCCAGAUCUAUAUUUGUGGUCUCCUCUAUGUGUAUAUUCGCUGGAAGAAGUUGCACAUUAACACGUGGGGAGGUUGGUCAUGUGAAUCACUUCAGGAGUGGGAUGGAUAUAUGAAACUGGCCAUUCCCAGUACAAUGAUGUUCUGCUUUGAGUGGUGGAUAUAUGAGGUUGGGGGUUUCUUAGCAGGAAUGCUGAGUGAGUUGGAUCUGGCAGCUCAACAUGCAGUUAUUAUGCUGGCUUUUAUAAACUACAUGUUUUCGUUGGGGAUUCAAGGCGCUGCAUGUGUUCGUGUAGGUAACGCGCUUGGAGCUGGAGAUACUGCUGGUGCAAUCCGAACCUGCAAGGUCUCGCUCACCUGCACAGCGAUCUUGGCUGUUUUGCAAGGUCUUGUGUUAGUAGGGACAAAAUCAGUGAUUGGUUUCUUAUUUACGUCAGACAGGCAUAUUGUGGCGCUUGUUUCCAAACUCUUAAAUGUCUACUGUGUACUUCAGUUUUUUGAUGGUCUUGUUUGUGUCUGUAUGGGUAUUCUCCUGGGGUCUGGUCAGCAGAAGAUUGCUGCUGCUGCUAACUUCUUUGGGUAUUACUGCAUUGGACUUCCACUCGGCAUUGCUCUCAUGUUUGCGGCAAAAUUAGACGUUGUUGGCUUUUGGCUGGGGCUGCUCAUUUGUGUAUGUGUACAGUCCAGCUUUUUCAUUGCAGUUAUUUUUAAACUUAACUGGGAGAGAGUGACCGAAGAGGCAGUGGAACGAGUCGGACAGAGUAAAGUGUCUGACACAACAACUCCAGAUGUGACAAACAACCUUAUAUUUGCUGCCAGGGCUACAGUGAGGCAAAGUGAGAAUGGAGAUGAGUACACGGCUGUGAGUUCUCAAGAUAAGGAUGAAGGACACAGUACUGUGGUACAUGAUGGUUUAGUAAUGGUUGAGGAAAAGGAGGAACGUACAGCGAUGCUCUCAACCUCUCAGAUCAUCAUCAGGAGGGGUUUGACUACAUUGGCUGCUGUUCUUAUUCUAGCUGUUGGUGUGGCUGUUCAUCUCAAUGUGCCUUUACCUGAAGUGUUAAAUAAGACAAAUACUACUUUGGACUCAAACCUUACCACAACUUCCCCUUUUAUAAUCAAUUCAACAUCAGUAUUAAUUUGAUAACAACUAUUUUUUUAAGCUUUAGUGUUGCUUGUAAUAGAUCUGAUCUCUUUAGUAUUUCAUUUGUUUCUGCAAAACAGCAAUGAGACUAGUGAAGGACUCUUGUGUCUCAUAUGGGGAAAAUACAUCACAUGUGUCUCUUUUAGACUUCCAGAAGAGAUUGCUACAACAUGUUAAACUGUUUAAAUUGAACUUGCAAUGCUUACUAAUGAUGUUUUUGUCAGGUUUGACUGAGCUUGUAACGUAUUAAAUAUAUUUUUUCUCUCUCAAGAUUUAUGGUAUAGAAAGCCAUAGUAAAAUUGUAAGAAACAAGAUAAGUGGAUAUGUAUUUUCUUACAGAUAAUUAUAAAUAUAUUUUUUGUUAUAUUGCUACCGAAUCAGGCCAACCUAUUAAAGUGAAAUCAUACACACUGUAAGAAAAAACAUGCAGCGUGAAAUUAAAACAACUUGGUUUGGUAAGUCAAUUCAACCUACUAUUUAAUAAGGGUGUCACGAUUUUGAUUUUAAAUCGAAAUCGAUCGAAAUUAAGUCACAUCCUUGAACUUCGAAUAAAAAAAUGGGAUCGUCGAUGCUGCCACGCCCCCAUAUCACGUCCGGUCGGCUUGCUAAGCGGGGGAAAAAACUCUAUUCUAUAGCUACAACUCCUUGAAAUGCAUAUCAUAAACAGGAUUACUACCUAGUGCUCUGACUUCGGACAGAGCCCAGCUCUCUGCACGUAUGAGCAGGGUCCGAAAUUAACUUUUUGGCUCACCUGCCACGGGGACUGGUAGAUGAAAAAAUCCACCAGCCAAGCAUAUUUUUUACCGGCCAGAAUAAUAAACAGCCUUUUUUGUCACAUAUACAUGAUUUUCAUUUGCUGUGUUCAUGGUCACAAAUUUUCUUAAGUUUCAUUGUUUUAUUUCCGACGAUAAAUGAUUUGUUUCUGUUUUUAUCUUAAUCAUACUGGCGACACACCAAACAACUCAUCACGACACCGUCAGAAUCAUAUUAUAGCCAGCCACUUGAAACUCCAUUAUCUCCAUACCUCCAUUUUCACAUAACUUUCUUUUUUAUUUAAAGGAAUAGUCUACCGAUUUGCCAUA